CUAGUUGUGGCCUUCCUGGUGGCGUAUCAUCAAAACAAGCAGCUAAUAGGAGAGAAGGGGCUGCUCCCUUGUAAACUGUACCUGCAGAACGUCAAAAAGUAUUUCAAAGGGAAGAUAAACCUGGAUGCUCUGAGCUAUGCGCCAACAAUCAUCUGGUUUCUGGACUGGUCAGACAUGGACAGCAUCUUGGACUACCUCUCCCUGUUUGGCCUGGCAACUUCAGCCUUUGUAUUGGUAACUGGAUGUGCAAACAUGGUCCUCAUGGCUGUCCUGUGGGUUCUUUACCUCUCGUUAGUCAAUGUUGGACAGAUCUGGUAUUCCUUUGGAUGGGAAUCGCAGCUCCUGGAAACAGGGUUCCUGGGGAUAUUCCUCUGCCCUCUCUGGACCCUCUCCCGCCUGCCCCAGCACACGCCUCCUUCCAGCAUCGUCAUCUGGGGAUUUCGGUGGCUGAUUUUCAGGAUCAUGCUUGGAGCGGGGCUGAUUAAAAUUCGAGGCGAUCGCUGCUGGAGAGAGUUAACUUGCAUGGAUUAUCACUACGAGAAAAAUUUUCUCUAA
This is a messenger RNA of Aptenodytes forsteri (emperor penguin), 555 nucleotides long. Its product is annotated as lipase maturation factor 1-like. Lineage: Eukaryota; Metazoa; Chordata; Aves; Sphenisciformes; Spheniscidae. The record is from RefSeq and is a predicted model, not a curated record. The coding region runs from base 175 to 555 and encodes 126 amino acids. The transcript is spliced from 5 exons. Gene Ontology annotation, biological process: protein maturation. Gene Ontology annotation, cellular component: endoplasmic reticulum membrane.